ACCAUACAAAUCCCAAUUGCGUCAUAAAUAAAAUAAUACACGUUUUCUCCACAAUCGCAUCCAUUAAUAAAUUAAGCAUAAACCUUAAAGUGAGUUCUUCUUCUGUAGGAACUCAGAUACAAUACAAAAGUUCAAGACCUUAAAAACCUCUUAAAAAACUCCAUUGCAGUUGCAUUAAACAACAAAUAAAGUUAAAAAAGAAAAUGGGUUUCGACAAGGAGUAUCUUGAUCUAGUGUUGGUCCCUAGUGGGGCAUUGAUCCUUUUUGCAUAUCAUGUGUUCCUUCUUUACAAACACCGAAUUGAUGCUGACUCUACUGCUAUUGGCCUAGAGAACAGGGACAAGAAAGAAUGGGUUCAGAGUGUUGUGGGUGACUCAGACGCUUAUGACAGAGCUAUAAAUGUUAUCUCAAGCAACACAACAGCAGCAACGUACUUGGCUAUGGUCUCUUUAACUCUCUGCUCAGUUAUGGGAACUUGGCUUAUUGGAAACACUACAAUCAGUAAUAUGUUUCAAAGCAAAAGAAUUUAUGGCGACACAAGGCCACAUACCAUUAUCAUCAAGGACAUGAUCCUUCUUGUCUGUUUCCUCGUUGCUUUUUCAGGGUUUGUUCAAGCUGCAAGACAUUUUGUUCAUGCAAACUAUCUAAUGAGUUCACCAGAUAACAAAAAUUAUGUGAAAAAGCUGGAGUUUGCACUUAUAAAAGGAAGCGAUUUCUGGUUGUUUGCUCUUAGAGCACUUUAUUUCUCUCUUAUUGUAGUUUUUUGGUUUUUUGGUCCAAUACCCAUGUUUGUCUCCUCCAUUCUCAUGGUUCUAAUCUUGUAUUACCAUGACAUUUAUACUGUUACAUUGCGUAACAAGUAUAUUGAGCCAAAUGGUCAAGAGGGUUCAAAGCUGAUUUAGCUAUUGAGAACAAUUUCCGAUGAAGGUUUGCUCAAGAUGACAAAUUUUGCUCAUUUCAUGUCUUUUGUAAUUACAUAUUCAAGAUAAGUUGAUCAUUAUUUAUUAUUAAAUUAAUACUAAAUUAUUCCCCACCUACUCCAUU
Jatropha curcas is the source of this 1044-nucleotide messenger RNA. RefSeq lists its product as uncharacterized. NCBI's taxonomy places the organism in Eukaryota, Viridiplantae, Streptophyta, Magnoliopsida, Malpighiales, Euphorbiaceae. The record is from RefSeq and is a predicted model, not a curated record.